AUGUCGACGAUUAACCUGCAUCCACCGCAAACCUACGCGCGCCUUUUCCGACCCUGGGACAGUCAGCGCCAGGCGGCGACCUCGGCGCCAAGGACAGUGAAGCAGGAGCCGGAGGGCAUUACCAUCAAGACGGAGCUGCCCAGCAGCAGUCUCGGCCACGACUGCGACAGGGACUUCUCCUCCGCAUCUUCCUCCGCCUCAAGUAGCAGCAACAGCAGCAAGUCCUGCUACGAGGAGGCCCUGAACCACAGCAGCUACACCCGCACCUCCACCCCGCUGCUGGAUGCCGCCCCGCACCCCGUCUUUUUGCAGCCCCAGUCGCCCUUGGACACGCACUCCUCCAGCACCGCACCUUUAGCUCCCCAGCCCCAGCACGCUCCAUUUCUGUCGGCCGCAAGCGAUCUCUACUACGCUGCUGCCGCCGCAGCAGCCGCUGCCGCCUCCACGCCCACUGCCGUCCCGAACUUCGGCAUGGACCCGUUCACUAUGGGCUUAAUGGAGCAGGAGUAUGCCCGCGUAAUGGCCGAGGACGCACAGUUGAAGGCGCUUAACAGCCGCAAGCAGCGGCCGAAGAAGUUCAAGUGCCCCAACUGCGACGUGGCUUUUUCAAACAACGGCCAGCUGAAAGGCCACAUUCGCAUCCACACCGGCGAACGCCCAUUUAAGUGCGACGUGAGCACAUGCGGCAAGACCUUCACCCGCAACGAGGAACUGACGCGCCACAAACGAAUCCAUACCGGACUGCGGCCGUAUCCUUGCAGUGCCUGCGGAAAAAAGUUCGGCCGCCGCGACCACUUGAAGAAGCACAUGAAGACGCAUAUGCCGCUGGAGCGCCAGCUGGGCCCGUCCAUCUUCGUGCCCAUGUACCCAUACCUUUAUGGCUACUGA
This is a messenger RNA of Drosophila teissieri, 888 nucleotides long. RefSeq names its product zinc finger protein 134 (gene hkb). The record is from RefSeq and is a predicted model, not a curated record. Bases 1 to 888 code for a protein of 295 amino acids. Gene Ontology annotation, biological process: regulation of transcription by RNA polymerase II. Lineage: Eukaryota; Metazoa; Arthropoda; Insecta; Diptera; Drosophilidae. The transcript has 2 exons. Gene Ontology annotation, molecular function: RNA polymerase II cis-regulatory region sequence-specific DNA binding; DNA-binding transcription factor activity, RNA polymerase II-specific.